CCCUUCGCUUCUAGAGCACUUGAGCUUUGAGACUUGUGAUGAAGAAGUUUUGAUUCUUGUACUCUGUGCUUGUCCAUCCGGCAAAAUUAAAAUGCCUACAUUUACAAUUAAUACCAAUGUCCCUUCGGAAAAAGUACCAAGUGGAUUUUUAAAAAGCACUGCAGAAUUGGUUGCAGAUGUUCUCAAGAAGCCUAUUUCGUAUGUAGUUGUUCACAUACAUCCAGAUCAGAUGAUGUCUUGGGGUGGAACAUCUGAACCAUGUGCUUUUGCAACUUUAGGAAGUAUUGGCAGCUUGGGAAAAAAACAGAAUGUUGCCAUAUCUGAAAGGUUAUUCCCUCAUAUCAAAGAAAAUCUUGGGAUUAAUCCUGACAGGAUGUACAUCAAUUUUGUGGAUUAUGAACGAGCUAAUGUUGGUUAUUCUGGAACCACUUUUGCUGAACUGUAAUUUCAAGAGAGAGAGAGAAAAUUGAUUGUUAUUUGAUUUCAUUCCUUAAUAAAGAAGAUUAUUGAACUGUAAUAAUAUAAUAAGUUUUUUUGCAUUCCAGUCAACAUUUUUCUAGUUAAUUCAAAAGAAAAAUGACCAAUACAAGAGAGACAUUUAAUGUUUUCAUUCAAUUAAAAUCUAGAAGUGCAUUUAAAAUAUUGUGAUUAAGAAAUGUAAAGCUGUAGAUGCAGUUUUGACAUAUUUAUAAUGCAUCAAUUGUGAAAUAAAAUGUAAUUUGAAAAUAA
Uloborus diversus is the source of this 729-nucleotide messenger RNA. RefSeq names its product macrophage migration inhibitory factor-like. Bases 92 to 445 code for a protein of 117 amino acids. The record is from RefSeq and is a predicted model, not a curated record. Lineage: Eukaryota; Metazoa; Arthropoda; Arachnida; Araneae; Uloboridae. The transcript has 4 exons. Gene Ontology annotation, molecular function: phenylpyruvate tautomerase activity; cytokine activity.